Molecule: messenger RNA, 2799 nt
Organism: Actinia tenebrosa (Australian red waratah sea anemone)
Lineage: Eukaryota; Metazoa; Cnidaria; Anthozoa; Actiniaria; Actiniidae
Source: RefSeq, a predicted model, not a curated record
CUCCGUGGAAUAGGAGGUGAAAUAUCAAUUCCAGUGCCAAGCUCCAAUCAGCAUCUCAAAGAMAUGAUUAAAGUAAAAAUACAAAAGGGAGAGUAUACAAUUGGAGAGUUGGUUGUCCCAAGGAAGUAUGAAAAGCUUAUACUUGAUAAAAAUGGAAAUGUAGUCAAAACAGAAUUUACUGUUGAAGGAAGGAAACGACCACUUAAUGAAAUAAGGGAAAAAAUGAUUGACAAGCACAGGGUUUAUAUGAGACAACACCCAGAUACAUUCUAUGAUGAUCUUUMUAGAUUAGAAGUAGUAGAAAUGCUCAAGAAGCUAGGAGAAUUUSAUGAUGGAGAAAGUCUUGCUUCCAUGCGUAACAAGCUUAAAGACAUAGAAAGGACAAGACAUCUGCUUGUCUGGCAUGAUCACUCAACAGUUGCCAAUCAUGGGCACUUAGUUUUCAUGGUCUUGUGUGUUUAUGACCCUGCAUUGUAUUUUACUCCAGAUGAAUUUCAACAAAAAUCAGGAAGAAAAGUUGACAUACAAGCAGAAGUAGAGAGGCCAGAAAUUUACAUAGUUGGUAGAUGUAGAUCUACAGAUGUAGAGCAGUUAGCAUAUUGUGAGACAAGAUGUGAGUGCUUGCAGGGCUUAACUGCAAACCUAGAAUUAAGUAAUGGCAUUACCAUAACUGACAUAAUGAGAUUUUUCAAAGGAGAUGGGCCAGCUGUAGCUUUUGAAGCUGGUCAACAGAAGGGUGGUCAUUAUUUUUGUUUAUCUUGUGGGAUGCAUGCUAUAAGAAGUGAUGAACCAGAUCACUUCUUUAGAUGCAAGCAUCUGUCUAUGACAGACCGCCAAAAGUUGGUUUUGAAAGGGCCUCAAGGUAGAAAGGGGUCACUUCAAAAGAAACCAAAGCCAUUUGAAAACCUUAAAAAAGAAGAGCUGAAGAAAGAGUUGAGAGAAAGAAGACUUUUAUACAGUGAAAAUGACCUCAAGCCAGAAUAUGAGAAAGAACUGACAAGUGAGCUGAAAGGAGUACAGAGGGUACCAGCAUUAUUGUUCCUUAACCCAACACARAAAAUUGAUCAUCUUAAUCUUGGCUCAUAUGAAGUCCUCCCCUGUGAACCUAUGCACGAUAUCUCCAAUCAYAUUUCAAAUAUUCUAGAAGAGAUUCCAAGUCAUCUUCAAAAAGAUCAAAAAAAGAAAUUUGAUGAGAUUCUUGAGCUUACUCUUGGAGACAAAGAAAUAAAGAGARCCACAGAUUACAGAGCAGCUCUGGUAAUCUUUGCCAAGCAAUUAAGAGGCCACAUUCCUUGUACUAUUCAAUGUAUUCUGGACACACUGGUAGAGAUGCAGGCUAUUCUCUACUCAGAUGACAUGAAAAGAUGCCCACGCCUUGUCCUUCGCUAUCAUAAUUGCAGCUUCCUACACUUUGUUAUGUGUCAUAAUCAGUUUGGCUCCUCCCCAAAAGCUCUGAACUCWAGAAAACUCUAUGGAAAAUACUUACAUAAUCUUGUUUCUCAUGCUCCUAUCCAGCUUCGCCUCAUCUCAGGAAUGUCCUGUAAUGCAGAAGAUGAAGAAAGAAUGUUUAGUACCAUGAAAAGCAUAACACAAACAACAUCUUGUAACAGACCAGGUCAUAUUAUUGGCAACCUGCUAGUAAGAAUGCAAGCUGAAGAGAACAUGGGUAACUUUGAUGACUUUUUAAGUACAUCAGUUCAGUCCGACAAUGUGUCUAAGCUAUCUGCUGCCUUGCCAACUUUUUCUAACACAGUCAUCAAGGAAAAUAUUUUACAACAUCCCAUAUAUUCCAAAUGGUACCAAGCCCAUCUUGAGCGAAUAAGCGAUUUCCUUUUGCCUGGAGAGGGAGUUUGGUGGAAGAGGGACGGUGAGAGUGUGGAGUUCUUUGAUUCAAACACUGAGCCUAACGCAAAAGACCAAGGCCCGGUUCUACACCACUUCAGGUCAAGUAACUUAAAGAAAGAAGAAUCAUAUCUGUCUUCAUGCUGGGAGAAAUGUGUAGAAUUCCUAAAUGAAAGUUACAAGCUUCCUACACACUUCCUUUAUCUACCAAAUGCCAGUGGAAAUGUCAUACGCAUAACACAUACUUCUGAAGACCAGAAUGUAGUUGAUUCUGCAGAUGAGAAUGAGAAUGAAUCCUUAGAAGAAUGUAUGCCAUACUCUGAAAUUAUACCAGAAAAUCCACAGCCCUCACAAGCACAGCAGUCAGGGAAUAACAAAGAUGAAGAUGAUGAAGAAGAGCAAGUCUUAGAUUUACAAGAAGUUGAUGACAUGGACAAUUGCUCUGAAUUGGUGGCUUCUAAUAAUGCACAACCUACACUACACAUGCAAGUACAUAUUUCACAAGAACAUCAGUCUUCAUCCUCUAUCUAUUCUUCUUCCAGCCCUAAAGCAGGCGAAGACACCCCCACAGCUGACAAAAAUCCAACACAACACUUUACAAUACAAACAAACAAUACAUUACAAACCCGCCUUGGCAAAACAGUAGAAAUUCUACUUGGAAACACUCCCGAGGUAUGGCAGUUUGACUCGGCUCGCAGCAGACUGAAAUUUUCUCCACAAAGCAGAGACCUCAUAAGUGAGUAUGAAGAGAGACUAGCUGUGAUCCAAACAAGAGUACUGGCAGCAAAGAGCACACUCAAAGAACAACUUAAAGACUGGGAAAUAAACUACUAUCUUAACAAUGAUUUCAAAAUGGUUACGCUUGACGAAAGGAAAAAUGAUCCAGUGGCAUCUGUUUAUGUAAAAAAGCUAAAAUAUGCUGACAAAUUACUCAAAGAAUGGAACAUUAGUUUUUAG